Messenger RNA from Myotis brandtii (Brandt's bat), 13933 nucleotides. RefSeq names its product hemicentin 2 (gene HMCN2). NCBI's taxonomy places the organism in Eukaryota, Metazoa, Chordata, Mammalia, Chiroptera, Vespertilionidae. Gene Ontology annotation, biological process: homophilic cell-cell adhesion; axon guidance; dendrite self-avoidance. Gene Ontology annotation, cellular component: axon; plasma membrane. Gene Ontology annotation, molecular function: calcium ion binding; cell-cell adhesion mediator activity. The record is from RefSeq and is a predicted model, not a curated record.
UUUCCAUUUCGGGGCUCUUAGGAGUACAGCUGCUGCGAACAUUUGAGCACAUGUCUGGUGGACGCGUGUUCUCAUUUCUCUUGGAUGUUGGCCCUGUGACCCUCACGGAGGACCCAGCGGUGUUCCAGAGGGAGUUGAGAGAACUCUACGUGCAGGGAGGCGGUGACUGCCCCGAGAUGAGCGUGGGGGCCAUCAAGGCCGCUGUGGAGGUCUCCUACCCCGGCUCCUUCAUCUUCGUCUUCUCAGACGCCCGGGCCAAGGACUAUCACAAAAAGGAUGAGCUGCUGCGGCUCCUGCAGCUGAAACAGUCGCAGGUGGUCUUCGUGCUGACGGGGGACUGUGGUGACCGCACGCAUCCCGGCUACCUGGCCUACGAGGAGGUCGCUGCCACCAGCUCUGGGCAGGUGUUCCACCUGGACAAGCAGCAGGUGACCGAGGUGCUGAAGUGGGUGGAGUCAGCCAUCCAGGCGUCCAAGGUACACCUGCUGUCCACGGACCACGAGGAACAGGGCGAGCACACGUGGAGGAUCCCCUUCGACCCCAGCCUGAAGGAGGUCACCAUCUCCCUGAGCGGCCCGGGCCCCGAGAUCGAAGUCCGAGACCCGCUGGGGAGGAUCCUGCAGAAGGACGAGGGCCUCAACGUGCUUCUCAACAUCCCUGACUCGGCCAAGGUGGUGGCCUUUAAGCCGGAGCAUCCUGGGCUCUGGUCCAUCAAGGUCUACAGCAGCGGCCGCCAUUCGGUGAGGAUCACGGGCAUCAGCAACAUCAACUUCCGCGCCGGCUUCUCCACUCAGCCCUCUCUGGACCUCAACCACACCAUCGAGUGGCCCCUGCAAGGGGUGCCCAUCUCCCUGGUGAUCAACUCCACGGGCCUGCAGGCCCCUGGCCGCGUGGACUCGGUGGAGCUCUCACGCAGUUCAGGGCAGCCCCUCCUGACUCUGCCCACGCAGCUGCUCUCCAACGGAUCCACCCAUCAGCUGUGGGGUGGGCCACCCUUCCAUGCCCCCCAGGAGCGCUUCUACCUCAAGGUGAAGGGCGAGGACCAUGAGGGGAACCCCCUCCUUCGUGUCUCUGGAGUUGCCUAUAGUGGAGUGGCCCCAGGCGGGCCCCUGGUCAGCAUGCCCCCCCGGAUCCACGGCUACCUGCACCAGCCCCUGCUGGUCUCCUGCUCGGUGCACAGCGCCCUCCCCUUCCGGCUGCAGCUGCGGCGGCAUGGAGCCAGGCUGGGCGAGGAGCGGCACCUGCAGGAGUCGGGGAACAGCAGCUGGGAGAUCCCGCGGGCCUCCAAGGCCGAGGAAGGCACGUACGAGUGCACAGCGGUCAGCGGGGCUGGGACCGGACGGGCGCAGGCCCUGGUCAUCGUCACAGACCCUCCGCCACAGCUGGUCCCGGCGCCCAACGUGACCGUGUCCCCAGGGGAGACGGCCACCCUGUCCUGCUGGGUUCUGGGAGAGGCCCCCCACAACCUGACGUGGGUGCGGGACUGGCGGGUCCUGCCGGCCUCCACGGGCAGAGUCAGGCAGCUGGACGACCUGUCCCUGGAGGUCAGCGCCGUCGUCCCCAGCGACGGCGGGCGGUACCAGUGCAUAGCCAGCAACGCCAACGGGGUCACGAGGGCAUCCGCCUGGCUCCUGGUGCGAGAGGCCCCGAAGGUCAGCAUCCACACCAGGUCCCAGCGCUUCUCCCAGGGCGUGGAGGUGAGGGUCAGCUGCUCGGCGUCUGGGUACCCCGCACCCCACAUCUCCUGGAGCCGUGACGGUCACACCCUGCAGGAGGACAGCAGAAUCCACGUGGAUGGCCAGGGAACCCUCAUCAUUCAGGGACUGGCCCCAGAGGAUGCCGGGAAUUACAGCUGCCAGGCUGCUAACGAGGUUGGCACAGACGAGGAAACGGUCACCCUCUACCACACAGACCCACCCUCGGUCUCCGCCGUCAAUGCGGUGGUGCUCGCCGCCGUGGGACAGGAGGCCGUGCUGGCGUGCGAGGCGUCCGGGGUGCCGCCGCCCCGGCUCAUCUGGUAUCGAGAGGGUCUCGAGAUGAUUCUGGCCCCCGAGGACUCGAGCUCCGGGGCGCUGCGGAUCCCGGUGGCUCGGGAGAGGGAUGCUGGCGUCUACACCUGCCGAGCCGUCAACGAGUUGGGCGCCGCCUCUGCGGAAAUCCGGCUGGAGGUUGGACGGGACAGCCAGCCGCUGCAGCCGGGCCGGGGCAGCAGGACCAGGCAGCCCGAGUCAGGAGUGCUGUUUUUUGAAAGUGUGGUCCCUGAAGACCAGGCCCCAUAUGUCUGUGAAGCGCAAAAUGUUUUUGGGAAGGUCCAGGCAGAGACCCGGCUCCUGGUGACGGGACACGCCCCCCCACAGAUCGCCAGCGCCGCCCCCACCGUGCGGGUGCUGGAGAGGCAGCCCGUGUCGCUGCCCUGCAUCAUCCUGGCCGGGAGGCCCUUCCCCGAGAGGCGCUGGCUCAAGGCCGGCCAGCCACUCCCGGCCGGCAGCCGGCAUUCGGUGCGAGCUGAUGGCAGCCUCCACCUGGACCGGGCGCUGCAGGAGGACGCGGGGAAGUACAGCUGCGUGGUCACCAACACGGCCGGCUCCCAGCACAGGCAUGUGCAGCUGGUCGUCCAGGUGCCCCCUAGAAUCCGGCCCACUGCCACCCACCACGUCACCAACGAAGGGGUUCCGGCCUCUCUCCCCUGCGUGGCCUCAGGAGUCCCCACCCCCACCGUCACCUGGACCAAGGAGACCAAUGCCCUGGCCUCCGGCGGUCCCCACUACAAUGUGAGCAAGGAUGGCACCUUGGUCAUCGCCCAGCCGUCCCCCCGGGACGCAGGGGCCUACGUCUGCACGGCCACCAACAGCGUGGGCUUCUCUAGCCAGGAGAUGUGGCUGUCCGUCAACACCAAGCCCAGGAUCCACGGGAAUUUCUCACGUGAUGCCGACGAGCCUCUGAGAGUCACAGCCAAGGCCGGUGACGAGGUGACCCUGGACUGCGAGGCCCAAGGCUCCCCACCCCCACUGGUCACCUGGACCAAGGACUCCCACCCUGUGCCAGCCGCCCCUGACAGGCAUCGCCUCCUCCCGUCGGGCUCCCUGCGUCUGGCCCAGGCGCAGGCGGGUGACAGCAGCCUCCACUCCGCCGCUCGGCACUACGUCCUCGGGGUGCAAGUACCCCCUCAGGUGCAGCCAGGCCCGCGGGUCCUGAAGGUCCUGGCGGGUGAAGCUGUGGACCUGAACUGCGUGGCCGAGGGCACCCCAGAGCCCAGGCUGAACUGGUCCAAGGAUGGGGAGGCCCUGCGGGGCGGGGGGCCCGAGGGCUCCGUCCAUUUUGCAGCCAUCCGAACUUCUGACGCUGGCAUGUACCGCUGCGAGGCCGCCAACAGCGCCGGGGUAGACGCCUGGGAGCUGGAGCUCAGGGUGCUGGAGCCACCGCACUGGGGAGCUGAUGAGACCGGCGGGCUGCUGGAGAGAGUGGCAGGGGAGAACGCCAGCCUGCCGUGCCCUGCCAGAGUGCCCCCCAGCAUCCGGGAGGACGGACGCAGGGCCAACGUGUCGGGCAUGGCCGGGCAGGCCCUGACGCUGGAGUGUGACGCCAACGGCUUCCCAGCCCCUGAGAUCACGUGGUUCAAGGAUGGGCAGCUGAUCCCCGAGGGGGACAGCCACCGCCUCCUGAACGAGGCCCGGGCCCUCCACCUCCCCCGGAUCCAGGCGGGCGAUUCUGGCCUCUACUCCUGCCGGGCGGAGAACGCGGCGGGCACCGCGCAGCGGGACUUCGAGCUUCUCGUGCUCAUCCCACCCUCUGUGCUUGGAGCUGGGGCUGCCCAGGAGGUGCUGGGCCUGGCUGGUGCCCAGGUGGAGCUGGAAUGCCGGACCUCAGGGGUCCCUACGCCCCAGGUGGAAUGGACCAAGGACAGGCAGCCCGUCCUUCCCGGGGACCCGCACGUCCAGCUCCUGGAGGACGGCCAGCUGCUCAGAAUCACCAGCAGCCACCUGGGCGACGAGGGGCGGUACCAGUGCGCGGCCGUCAGCCCGGCCGGCCAGCAGGCCAAGGACUUUCAGCUCAGAAUCCACUCACCUCCCACCAUCUGGGGCUCCAACGAGACAAGUGAGGUGGCCGUCAUAGAGGGCCACCCGGCGCGGCUCCUGUCCCGCAACCCCGUGGGCGUCGCGGAGAAGGCCGCCAGGCUGGAGGUGUACGUCCCGCCCACCAUCGAGGGCGCCGGCGAAGGGCCGCACUUGGUGAAGGCGGUGGCUGGGAGGCCCUUGGGCCUGGAGUGCGUGGCCAGAGGCUACCCACCCCCCACCCUGUCCUGGCACCACGAGGGGCUGCCCCUGGCAGAGAUGGCCACCAGCCCCGCGGGGGAGGCCGUGCUGCAAUACGCCGUGGACGUGCAGGUGCCCCCACAGCUGCUGGUGGCUGAAGGUUUGGGCCAGGUGACCACCCUCGUGGGACAGCCCCUGGAGAUCCCCUGCCAGGCCUCAGGCUCCCCGGUGCCCACUAUCCAAUGGCUGCAGAACGGCCGCCCGGCCGAGGAGCUGGUGGGGGUGCAGGUGGCCUCUCAGGGGACCACCCUGCACAUCGACCACGUGGAGCCGGGCCACGCGGGCCUCUUCUCCUGCCAGGCCACCAACGAGGCAGGCACCGCAGGGGCCGAGGUGGAGCUGUCUGUGCACGAGCUCCCAUCGGCGGUCAUCGUCGGCGGUGAGAACAUCACAGCCCCCUUCCUGCAGCCUGUGACCCUCCGGUGUGCAGGGACUGGGGUGCCUACCCCGAGCCUCCGCUGGUGGAAGGAUGGGGUGGCCCUGGCAGCCUCGGGGGGGAACCUGCAGAUUGAGAAGGUGGACCUGAGGGACGAAGGCGUCUACACCUGUGUCGCCACUAACUUGGCCGGCGAGAGCAGAAGGGAUGCGGUGCUCAAGGUUUUGGUGCCCCCCAACAUUGAGCCAGUCCCGGCCAACAAGGCAGUGCUGGAAAAUGCCUCCGUGACCUUGGAGUGCCUGGCUUCCGGCGUGCCCCCUCCAGACAUCUCCUGGUUCAAGGGCCGCCAGCCUGUCUCUGCUCGGAAGGGAGUCACGGUGUCAGCUGACGGGAGAGUUCUCCUCAUUGAGAGAGCCCGACCUUCGGACGCUGGGAGCUACCGCUGUGUGGCGUCCAAUGUGGCGGGUCGCACGGAGCUGCAGUACGGCCUGCGGGUCAAUGGUGAGCUCCCCACCCUGCUGUGGCUGAAGGAUGGAAACCCUGUGUCCACGGCAGGGACCUCCGGCCUCCAGGUCUUUCCCGGGGGCCGCACCCUCACGCUGGCCAGUGCCCGGGCCUCCGACUCUGGCACCUACUCCUGCGUGGCCGUGAGCGCCGUGGGCGAGGACCGCCGGGACAUCGCCCUGCACGUCCACGGCCGCCCCCUGGAGCUGCGGCCCGGCCCCCGCCUCUCUGCAGACAAGGCCUUGCUGGAGGUGGACAGGGCAGAGGUGUGGGACGCAGGCCGCUACACCUGUGAGGCGCUGAACCAGGCCGGCCGCUCGGAGAAACACUACAACCUCAACGUCUGGGUCCCUCCAGUGUUCCCCUCGAGGGAGCCCCGCAUCUUGACUGUGACCGAGGGACACCCCGCCAGGCUGUCCUGCGAAUGUCGGGGUGUCCCUUUCCCCAAGAUCACCUGGAGGAAGGACGGUCAGCCCGUGCCCAGGGAGGGGGCCGGCCUCGGACAGGUGUCGGCGGUGGGGCGGCUGCUGUACCUGGGACCAGCCCAGCCGGCCCAGGAGGGAACGUACACCUGUGAGUGCAGCAACGUGGCCGGAAACAGCAGCCAGGACCAGCAGCUGGAGGUGCAUGUUCCCCCGCAGAUCGCUGGCCCCCGGGAGCCCCCCGCACAGGUCUCCGUGGUCCGGGACGCGGAGGCCACUCUGGAAUGCAACGCCACGGGGAAACCCCCACCCAGGAACCAGGGUCAGAGCCUGCACGUGGAGCGGGCACAGGCUGCCCACGCGGGACGCUACAGCUGCCUGGCCGAGAACGUGGCUGGGAGGGCCGAGAGGAGGUUUGCGCUGUCCGUGCUGGUGCCCCCAGAGCUCAUCGGAGACUCGGACCCGCUGACCAACGUCACUGCCGCCUUGCACAGCCCCUUGACGCUGCUCUGUGAAGCCACAGGCAUCCCACCCCCGGGGGUCCGCUGGUUCCAAGGGGAGGAGCCCAUCAGCCCCGGGGAGGACACCUACCUCUUGGCGGGUGGCUGGAUGCUGAAGGUGACCCGGACCCAGGAGCGAGACAGAGGCCUCUACUCCUGCCUGGCCAGCAACGAGGCUGGGGAGGUGCGGAGGAACUUCAGCGUGGAGGUCCUGGUUCCUCCCAGUAUCGAGAACGAGGACCUGGAGGAGGUGGUCAAGAUCCCCGAGGGACAGACAGCCAACCUGACGUGCAACGCCACAGGCCACCCACAGCCCAGGGUCACGUGGUUCAAAGACGGCCGGCCCCUGGCUGGUGGAGACACCCAGCACAUCUCUCCAGACGGAGCCCUUCUGCAGGUCCUCCAGGCCAACCUGUCCAGUGCCGGCCACUACUCCUGCAUUGCAGCCAACGCCGCGGGGGAGAGGACCAAGCAUGUCCAGCUGAGCGUCCUGGUGGCUCCCUCCAUCCUGGGGGUGACCGAGGACGGUGCAGACGAGGAGGUGACCGUGACCAUCAACAACCCCAUUUCUCUGAUCUGUGAGACGCUGGCCUUCCCCACCCCCACCAUCACCUGGAUGAAGGACGGGUCCCCAUUUGAGGCCUCAAACAACAUCCAGCUGCUCCCAGGUACCCACGGGCUGCAGAUCUUGAAUGCCCAGAAGGAAGACGCAGGCCAGUACACCUGCGUGGUCACCAACGAGCUUGGGGAGGCCGUGAAGAACUACCACGUGGAAGUCCUCAUCCCCCCUUCCAUCUCCAAAGACGACUCCAUGGGAGAGGUCGGUGUGAAGGAAGUGAAGACCAAGGUCAACAGUACCCUGACCCUGGAGUGUGAGUGCUGGGCGGCGCCCCCGCCUGCCAUCAGCUGGUACAAGGAUGGACGGCCCGUGGCCCCCCACGAGCGGCUCCGCGUCCUGGGUGAAGGGCGCCUGCAGAUCCAGCCCACGCAGGUCUCAGAUUCAGGGCGGUACCUGUGCGUGGCCAGCAACGUAGCCGGCGAGGACGACCAGGACUUCAGCGUGCUCAUCCAGGUGCCCCCCAUGUUCCAGAAGGUGGGUGAUGCCAGUGCAACCUUCGAAAUCCUGUCCCGGGAGGAGGAGGCCCGGGGCGGGGUGACGGAAUACCGGGAGGUCGUGGAGAACAACCCCGCAUACCUGUACUGCGACACCAACGCGGUCCCGCCCCCGGAGCUCACCUGGUACAGGGAGGACCAGCCCCUCUCGGCCACAGACGGGGUGUCUGUCCUGCAAGGAGGCCGGGUCCUGCAGAUCCCCCUGGUGCGCGCGGAGGAUGCUGGGAGGUACUCGUGCAAGGCCUCCAACGAGGUGGGCGAGGACUGGCUGCACUACGAGCUGAUGGUGCUGACCCCACCUGUGAUCCCGGGGGACACGGAGGAGCUGGUGGAGGAGGUGACCGUCAAUGCCAGCAGCACUGUCAGCCUACAGUGUCCAGCCCUGGGCAACCCCAUGCCCACCAUCUCGUGGCUGCAGAACGGGCUGCCCUUCUCCCCGAGCCCACGGCUGCAGGUCCUGGAGGACGGGCAAGUCUUGCAGGUUUCCACGGCAGAGGUGGCCGACGUUGCCAGCUACAUGUGUGUGGCCGAGAACCCGGCGGGCUCCGUGGAGAAGCUCUUCACACUUAGGGUGCAAGUCCCACCACACAUCACAGGCCUGGACUCAGAGCAGGUCACCGCCAUCCUCAACAGCAGCGUGUCCCUCCCCUGUGACGUCCGUGCUCACCCGAGCCCCGAGGUCACGUGGUACAAGGACGGCCAGGCCCUCUCCCUGGGAGAAGACGUCUUCCUCCUGCCUGGCACCCACACGCUGCAGCUGGCCCGGGCGCAGCCGGCAGACUCCGGGACAUACAUGUGCGAGGCCCUCAAUGCCGCCGGCCGAGACCAGAAGCUGGUGCGGCUCAGCGUGCUGGUUCCCCCCACCUUCAGGCAGGCUCUCAGCGGCCCCCAGGAUGGGUUCCCGGUGAGGGCAGGGGACAAGGCCGUUCUGAGCUGUGAGACAGACUCGCUCCCUGAGCCAGCUGUGACCUGGUACAAAGAUGGGCAGCCCCUGGUCCUGGCGCCGCGGACCCAGACUCUGCAGGGUGGGCAGAAGCUGGCGAUCCUGGACACCCAGGUGUCAGAUAAAGGUGUGUACAGCUGUAAGGUCAACAACACGGCUGGAGAGGCCAUGCGGACGUUCGUCCUCACGGUCCAGGUGCCCCCAACGUUUGAGAACCCCAAGACGGAGACAGUGAGCCAGGUGGCUGGGAGCCCCCUGGUGCUGACCUGUGAUGUGACCGGGGUCCCUGCCCCCAGGGUCACUUGGCUGAAGGACAGAAUGCCCGUUGUGCCUCCCACCAUUGAGCAGGGGACAGAGGGCGCAGGGCCCCUGGUGCACAGGGCUGGGGAGCUGGUGAUCCCAGCGCACCCACCUCCACGGCUCCGGCCGCAUCCUCAGGUGAGGGAGCAGCUCCUGGCCCGCUGGCCGGUGGAUCGCAGGCCCGACACCUCCCGGCAGCUGGGCCUUGUUCACCUGCCCACGCGCGGCCUUCAGAGCGGGAGGCAGCAGCACCUACCAGUUGAGGGCAGACCCGAGUCCUGUUGGAACAUGGCGGGUUUGGGAGGCUCUCAGGCGUCCGGGCAGGAUGGUGACCAGGCGUUUGUGGAGAGAGCCGUGUGGGACUGUCAGCAGCAGGUGGUGGUGGGAGCCAGGACUGGCUGCGGCCCCGGGGUGAGUGUGGACUGCACCCCCGGCCACCAGGAAUGGGGGAGAGGAGGGACCUUUGCACUGAGCCCCCCCUUCUCUGUCCUCUCUCCCCCUUUUCUCGAGGGGCUCAGGAUUUCCCGGGUGCAGUUGGCAGAUGCCGGUGUCUUCACCUGUGUGGCUGCAAGCCCCGCCGGCGUGGCCGACAGGAACUUCACGUUGCAGGUGCACGUGCCCCCUGUCCUGGAGCCGGCGGAGAUCCAGAACAAUGUGGCAGUGGUCCGUGGCUCCCCGGUGGUCCUCCCCUGUGAAGCCCAGGGCAGCCCCCUGCCCCUAGUGUCAUGGAUGAAGGACGGAGAGCCCCUGUUCCUCCAGAGUCUUGAGCAGGGUCCCAGCCUGCAGCUGGAGACGGCGGGAGCCGGGGACUCGGGGACCUACUCCUGCGUGGCCGUGAGCGAGGCGGGGGAAGCACGGAGGCACUUCCAGCUGACGGUGAUGGAUCCCCCCCACAUCGAGGACUCGGGCCAGCCUGCAGAGCUGUCGCUGACCCCUGGUGCCCCCUUGGAGCUUCGCUGUGAUGCCCGGGGCACCCCCUUGCCCAACAUCACCUGGCAUAAGGACGGGCAGGCCCUGAACAGCCAGGAGGACAGCAGAGGGACUGGGCAGCAGCUCCGGGUGGAGGCUGUGCAGGUGGGCGAUGAUGGGCUGUACACUUGCCUGGCCCACAACCCUGCCGGUGAAAUCGAGAAGAGCUUCCGGGUCAGGGUUCAAGCCCCUCCAAACGUUAUUGGGCCCCGAGGCCCCCGCUCUGUGGUUGGCCUGGCCCCGGGGCAGCUGGUUCUGGAGUGCUCCGUGGAGGCGGAUCCCGCCCCCGAGAUUGAGUGGCACCGAGAUGGCAUCCUGCUGCAGGCAGAUGCCCACACCCAGUUCCCAGAGCAGGGCCGGUUCCUCCAGCUGCAGGCCCUGAGCACGGCCGACAGUGGCAACUACAGCUGCACGGCCCGCAACGCCGCGGGCAGCACCAGCGUGGCCUUCUGUGCCCCUCCUCCAGAGGUGCCCUCCAUCCAGCCGGGACCACCAGCGGUGAACGCCUCCGUGAACCAGACGGUCCUGCUGCCCUGCCAGGCGGAGGGGGCCCCACCACCCCUCAUGAGCUGGCGGAAGGACGGGGCCCCCCUGGACCUUGGGAGCCCCAGAUUGCAUGUUCUGCCCGAGGGUUCCCUGAGGAUCCAGCCAGUCCUUGCCCAGGACUCUGGCCACUACCUCUGCCUGGCGUCCAACUCUGCGGGCUCCGAUCGGCAGGCCCGUGACCUCCGGGUCUUCGGGUCCCCGCUGGAGCCUGGGUCUCCCCGCUUCUCGAAUGUGGCUGAUGCGGGAGUGGUCGCUGGGGGCGUGGAAGGGGGCAGCUCAUGGGUAACUGGCCAGGCGUUCUCUGUGCCCGGUGCCAGGUCACCGCGGAGGCCUCCACUCAGCAGGUCUCAGGAGACACAGCGGGACGACCGGGGGCUCCUGCCCUCCAACGCCCUACUCCUCCCCGCCCCCGGCCCCCAGGACGCAGCCCAGUUUGAGUGUGUGGUGAGCAAUGAGGUGGGCGAGGCCCGCAGGCGGUACCAGGUGACCAUCCACGUGCCCCCCACCAUCGCCGACGACCAGACGGACUUCACUGUGACCCAGAUGGCCCCCGUGGUCCUCACGUGCCACAGCUCCGGCGUGCCAGCCCCCGUGGUGUCCUGGAGCAAGGCAGGGACUCCCCUGGGGGCCCGGGGGAGUGGCUACCAUGUCUCACCUUCGGGCGCCCUGGAGAUCGGGCAGGCCCUCCCUGUCCACGCAGGCCGCUACACCUGCACGGCCCAGAACUCCGCAGGCGUGGCCCGCAAGCACGUGGCGCUGACCGUGCAAGCCUCGCCCGUGGUGAAGCCAUUUCCCAGCGCGGUCCGGGCCCUGGUGGAGGAGGAGGUGCUGCUGCCUUGCGCAGCCUGGGGUGUCCCCCGGCCCAGCAUCACCUGGCAGAAGGAGGGGCUCAGCAUCCCUGAGGGAAGGGAUACCCAGGUCCUACCCAGCGGACAGCUGCGGAUCACCCACGCCCGCCCAGAGGACGCCGGGAACUACUUUUGCAUCGCCCAGAACAGCGCAGGCAGUGCCGUGGGCAAAACGCGCCUGGUGGUGCAAGUUCCUCCCGUGAUCGAGACUGGCCUCCCCGACCUGGCCACCACCGAAGGCUCCCACGCCCUCCUGCCCUGCACCGCCCGGGGCAGCCCUGAGCCGGACAUCACCUGGGAAAAGGACGGCCAGCCUGUGUCGGGAGCUGAGGGCAAGUUCAGCAUCCAGCCAUCCGGGCAGCUGCUGGUGAGGAACUCGGAGCCCCGCAUUGGCUGGACCGUCAACGACCGGCCAGUCACAGAGGGCGUGUCCGAACUGGACGGGGGCAGCACGCUGCAGAGGGUGGCGGUCAGCAGGGAGGACAGCGGGACCUACGUCUGCUGGGCUGAGAACAGAGUGGGCCGCGUGCAGGCCGUCAGCUUCGUCCACGUGAAGGAGGCUCCUGUCCUACAAGGGGAAGCCUUCUCCUACCUGGUGGAGCCUGUGGGGGGCAGCCUCCGCCUGGACUGUGUGGUCCACGGAGACCCGGCGCCUGACAUCCACUGGAUCAAAGACGGCCUUCCGCUGCGGGGCGGCCGACUCCGGCACCAGCUGCAGAAUGGCUCGCUGACCAUCCGCAGGACAGAGAUGGGCGACUCGGGGCGGUACCAGUGCCUGGCAGAGAAUGAGAUGGGCGCUGUGGAGAAAGUGGUGGUCCUCCUGCUGCAGAGCGCCCCGGUGUUCCAGGUGGAGCCCCAGGACGUGACAGUGAGAUCCGGGGACGACGUGGCCCUGCGGUGCCAGGCCACCGGACCCUCGGAUGGGAGCCUGUGGCUGGAGCGCGUGGAGACGAGGGACACGGGCACAUACGAGUGCGUCGCUCACAACCUCCUGGGCUCUGCCACAGCCCGAGCGUCCUUGGUUGUGAAAGGGGAGCCCCGGGGGGGCCGGGGCAACAUGAUCGGGGUGAUCAAUGGCCAGGAGUUGGGCGUGGCCACUCUCAACGCCAGUGUGCAGCAGGAGGCGCGCUCAGGGGUCACCACCUUGCGGAGCAGCAUCGGCCACAUCCCUGCGAGUGUGGGGCCUCUGAUGCGGGUACUCGUGGUCACCAUCGCCCCCAUCUACUGGGCACUGGCCGGAGAGCAUGGCGACGCCCUGAACGGCCACUCCCUGACGGGGGGCAGCUUCCGGCAGGAGUCGCACAUGGAGUUUUCUACAGGGGAGCUGCUCACGAUGACCCAGGUGGCCCGGGGCCUGGAUCCCGACGGCCUCCUGCUCCUGGACGUGGCGGUCCACGGCGUCAUCCCCGAGAGCCUGGCUGACGCAGAUCUCCGAGCGCAGGACUUCCAGGAGGACUACGUGCAGACGGGCCCCGGCCAGCUCUUCGUGGGCUCCACGCAGCGCUUCCUGCAGGACAGCCGGCCCAUGUCCCUGCGCUGCAACCACAGCAUCCAGUACGAGGCGGCGCGGGGCCCACAGCCCCAACUGGUGCAGCACCUGCAGGCCUCGGCUAUCAGCGCGGCCUUCGACCCUGCGGCUGAGGCCCUGCGCUUCCAGCUCACCACAGCCCUGCAAGCCGAAGAGAAUGAAGGCUGCCCCGAGGGCUUUGAGCUGGACUCCCAGGGAGAGUUUUGCGUGGAUGUGGACGAGUGUGCGUGGCCCACUGACCUCUGCCCGGAGGGACAGCGCUGCGUGAACCUGCUGGGGUCCUACCGCUGCCUCCCCGACUGCGGGCCUGGCUUCCGGGUGGCCGCCGACGGGGCUGAUUGUGAAGAUGUGGACGAGUGCCUGGAGCAGUCUGACGAAUGUCACUACAACCAGAUCUGUGAGAACACCCCGGGCGGGCACCGCUGCAGCUGCCCCAGGGGGUACCGGACCCAGGGCCCCGGCCUGCCCUGCCUGGACAUCAACGAAUGUCUGCAGCUGCCCAGGACCUGUGCCUUCCGGUGCCACAACCUCCAGGGCAGCUACCGCUGUCUGUGCCCCCUGGGCCACAGCCUCCUCCCGGAUGGCAAGGCCUGCACCCCGAUGGAGCGGAGUGCGCAGAAUGUGACCACCGUCAGCCACCUGGGCCGCUUGGUGCCCUGGCUGCGGCCCCGAGCCCUCCUCCCUGGUGGUGCCUACCACGCCUGGGUCUCCCUGAGGCCACACCCCGGGACCCUGAGCAGCAUGGACCGGGCCUGGUGCCCCCCGGGCUUCAUCCGGCAGAACGGCGUCUGCAUGGACCUGGACGAGUGCCGGGUGCGGAGCCUGUGCCAACACGCCUGCCGGAACACGGAGGGCAGCUACCGGUGCCUCUGCCCCUCCGGCUACCGCCUCCUCCCCAGUGGGAAGAACUGCCAGGACAUCAACGAGUGCGAGGAGGACGGCAUCGAGUGCGGGCCCGGCCAGAUGUGCUUCAACACCCGCGGCAGCUACCAGUGUGUGGACACGCCGUGUCCCGCCACCUACCGGCAGGGCUCCAGCCCAGGCCGGCUCACCGUGCGCGCCGCGGCCCCGCGCCGCCAGAGCCUCUACGUCCUGCUCAUAGCCGUGUCCCCCUACCCCUACUGAGGGGGGGCUCGUGGCCGUGGCUGUUGCGCCAGCCGGAACCUCCGGAGAGAGGGGUGGGAAGGAGCUAGAAUAACCCCCCUCGCCCAGGCCCUUGCGUAAGAGGUGUCAUCUUCUCCCGCCUCCAUGCGUCAUCGGGACUUUCAGUCAACACGACCCUGCGGGCAGCCUUGACCCAGGACAGCAGGACCCGAGCUGCCCCUCCUCUCCUUACUCCCCGUGGGGGCGGAGGCCCGAAGGCGGGUGACAGAGGCUGCCCAUAGGCGGCAAAGCCACAGGCAGAAAUGGGGUGAAGCCUGCAGGUCUGACGCCCCCAGGCUUGCCCCAAGCCCCAGGGGCCUGGGCUGGGUAGGACACAGCGUCCAGGCCAGCCCGGGGCAGGGGCAGGGGCAGACCCUGGGGAUGGCAGCGGCUGCCAUUUGCCCACACCUGCACUGUCGCCCGGCCCC